Oncorhynchus tshawytscha (Chinook salmon) is the source of this 2345-nucleotide messenger RNA. RefSeq names its product gap junction delta-2 protein-like. The record is from RefSeq and is a predicted model, not a curated record. Gene Ontology annotation, cellular component: connexin complex. The transcript is spliced from 2 exons. Bases 110 to 1231 code for a protein of 373 amino acids. Lineage: Eukaryota; Metazoa; Chordata; Actinopteri; Salmoniformes; Salmonidae. Gene Ontology annotation, biological process: cell communication.
AUAACGUCCAACGACCAGCUCCCACUUCAAAGAUAGUUAUGCAGAUUGCUUGCUUUGGCAUUUUUCCAGAUUUGGAUCGGAAAGAAAUACAUUUUCCCAAGGUUAAGAAAUGGGAGACUGGUCCAUUCUUGGUCGCUUCUUAACGGAGGUUCAGAACCACUCCACGGUGAUCGGCAAGAUCUGGCUGACCAUGCUCCUCAUCUUCCGCAUCCUGCUGGUGACCCUGGUGGGGGACGCGGUGUACAGCGAUGAGCAGUCCAAGUUCACCUGCAACACCCUGCAGCCUGGUUGCAACAACGUCUGCUACGACACCUUCGCCCCAGUCUCACACCUGCGUUUCUGGGUCUUCCAGAUAGUGCUCGUCUCCACACCGUCUAUCUUCUACAUUGUCUAUGUGUUGCACAAGAUAGCCAAGGAUGAGAAGUUAGAGCCUGAGAAGAUCCAUGAGGUCGCCAAGCCUCCUCUUGCACGUGAAAGUCUCAAACAUGUAGGGGUGGAGGAUGGGGAAUCCCUGGAGGCCAGCAACCGCUACUUUAACCCCUGCUAUGAGAAGGAGUGGGGCGCCCGGGAGGGGGGGUGUGUGGAGCAGAGCCUGCUGGAGGAGGACUUGAGGGAGGUGGGGAAGGAUCCCACCGAGCUGUCCAGCCAAGUGCUGCUGACCUACAUCAUCCACGUGGUGCUGCGCUCCAUCAUGGAGAUAGCCUUCCUAGUGGGCCAGUACUACCUGUUUGGCUUUGAAGUGCCUCAACUGUUCCGCUGUGAGACCUACCCCUGUCCUAACUGGACUGACUGUUUUGUGUCUCGUGCCACUGAGAAGACCAUCUUCCUCAACUUCAUGUUCAGCAUCAGCCUGGGAUGCUUCAUCCUGAACAUUGUGGAGCUGCACUACCUGGGCUGGGUCUAUAUUUUCCGUGUGCUGUGCUCUGCCUGCUCUACAUGCUGCGAGCCAGAGAGGGACCCUGUGGAACUUGUGGACCUGUAUCACAACCACAACCCUCUGCUGCUGCAGCUCAAACACUCCCUACGAGGCAGGGUGGUCCUGCAGACCUCCCCUCCCAUGUCCCAGGAGAAGAGCAGUGGUGGGUUGCCCACCCACACCCCAGCCAUCUCCUUCGAAACUGACUCCACAGUAGAGUGCACAUCCAAGAGAAGCCCAGAUGAGAAAGAACGCACUAAGGCCAAACUGGCCAACAUAACUAAAAUAGGCAGAGGCAAGAAAUCCUGGCUGUGAACUGUCAAACGGUGUAUUUUUUCUUUCCGUUGAAUAUUCUUCUUUUGCUGCUUCUUCCAAUCAACUGAAGAUGGAUUACAGUUGUUUACAGUAAGACUGCAAAAGUAAUAGUCCUUUGAGUCUUUUGCAGUGAAUCUUUAUAAAUUCCAUAGGAGUACCCAUAGCCCGCAAAAGCAGUGAACACUGUAUGUGCUCACAUUUCUGUGUGUACAUGGGUAGAAAUGAUCAACUUUAAUAUGCAACCACUUUGGUGACUUGGUCGUUCCACCAAUUAGGUGCCGUUUGAGUAUUGAAAACAAAUAACAAGUUUUAUUUCACCUCAUUUUAACAUUCUAUCAUAAAGAGCACAUGUACAGCUUAAUGAAAAACACAUUUGCCCAUUUCAGUAGGUUACAUAAAACAAAUGACUAUAGUAUCUGCCUAAUAAGUGCCAAAUAAAGUAACAAGGUUGACCGUAACAGGAUUGAUGAUUUAAUCUUAAAUCAGCGAUAAAUCCCCUUGUGACAGGGGGAAUGCAAGCUUGUUGUGUGCAACAGGGAGGGGCAAUUGAAUGCAAGCUUCACCAAAAAUGUUUAAUUGUUAAAUCAUUUCUGGCCUAUCUAGGGGUAAUAGGAUUGAUGUGUUAUGCUGGACCUGCUUGAUUUUCCACCACAAAACACCAGAAAAUGGUCAUAAAGAGUAGAACUGGCAUUUACACAAUGAUUUGACUAUGAGAUCAUGUUCAGUGUCUCUUUUGAAUAGUUUAACCAUAACAGGGUUGACCUAAAAAAAUAUAAUCUUAAAAUGAAUCACUAAUGACAUAAAAUAAAUAAUACUCUUCAGAAAUGACUUUUCCAAAAUAACCAGGGCUUUAUAAUGAUGGUGAAAACUUGGAGAAAUGUUGUGGUUAAGUGGGUUAAAAAUCUUCCUAAAAGUCACAGAGGAUGCACAGAGGCACUUUAGUAAGUCUUGAAUUCAUAUACAAAAUCUGAUUGAUUGAAUUUUCCAUGUGGUCUAUAUUACAGGGCACUUCAUUAAAUAUAACAGGCUUUUAUUUGUGCAAAACCUUUACUUACCGUAACUUUAACAAGGUAUCUUGAGAGCUGUCAUCAAGGCAAAGGGUGGCUAUUUGAAG